Messenger RNA from Molossus molossus (Pallas's mastiff bat), 3301 nucleotides. RefSeq names its product family with sequence similarity 168 member B (gene FAM168B). The transcript has 7 exons. The record is from RefSeq and is a predicted model, not a curated record. The coding region runs from base 2016 to 2831 and encodes 271 amino acids. NCBI's taxonomy places the organism in Eukaryota, Metazoa, Chordata, Mammalia, Chiroptera, Molossidae.
AAUAGUAAUAUUUUCAUUAGUAAUGCAGCUUAGAUAAUAAGGUUGAUUAACAGAAAUGUUAAAUCUAUUACUACUUUCAGAGAUAGUUAAAGAAGAGGCAGCCAAGAACAUACGAGUGAGAGGUGCAAGUCAUUACAGAAUCAGUAUGAUUAGUAGUCAAUGUAAAAUUGCUACUAUGAAUAUAAUUUCCAUGAGAUAUAUACCUCAUAAAGAAAGGCAAACCCAGUCUCCAAAUUCCUGUGUGCCAGGGGCCAGUAUGAUUUUUAGAGCUAGCCCUGAGAACAGGUCCUGAGAGACCUCCAUUGGUCCAUGAAAUAGAGGCACUGGAGGGUGUGAAAAAGUUUAACUCAUGAUGAUUGCUGGACAAAUGUCCUUGAAGACCCCAGUCCUCAAUAAUAAGGCUCAAAUUUGGGCUAGCUGUGGACCGUCCUCUCAAGCAGCAAGGCUUCCAGUGUGGGGCCAGGGACUCAAGGUUGGUUCUUUGAAACGUAGCACAGGUGGGGAUGGACACAGGGGUUUGGAAUUUUGAGAGAGAGUGUCUGUGCUCUAACCCCAGUUCCCAUGAUAAAGGUACAGUUAGCAGUCUGUCCCGAUGUGGCUGGCUUAUAGUACAAAUGCCACUGUAUGGAACACAGCCAGGGGUUUCAUGGAUGGACAAACAAAGGGGGGGUAGCUCUGAUAAAAAUGAAGCAGUGGCAUUGGCCUGGAACCAAUUCUCAUUCUCUUAUAGCGGUCCAUCUGUGGGAAGCCAAGUCCUCCUGUCCAGCAAGUGUUAUUGCUAGAUAACAGGGCCUCUGUAUCCCACCAAGCGACAGGGUGGAAUAAACAGAGGUCCAUAAUAUGAGCCCAAUAUAAAUGUUGUUCUGCUGCUACAGGGCUCAAUAAUAUAAACAAGCAGCAUAAAAUACCUACCCCAGACUGUGUGGAGACUAUAGAUAAGUAAGCCAAAAAAUAUUCUCCGGGGUAGAGGAGCCCUUACUCUAGCUAGUACUUCCUCAGAAUGUUGCUGCAGCUGCUUAAGGCUUCCCCAAGUAACCCCAGGAAAAUUUCAAGAGGGGCCCUGAGACCAAGCAUGAGUUUUAUGAUUAGCAUCCAAGGUGAGCUGUGCCCUCUGAGGAACUGGGUUGAAGGCAGGUCCUUCCUAUUCAUGGUAAGGUCUUAUCCAUGGAGCCACAAGCCACUUGGGACCUGUAGGAGACAAAACACAAGCAUACCCUUGCCCCCCCAUGCCAGUAACUGCAGGGCCCUGCCAUUUGGGCCUCUGCUGUGGAUCUCUAUACUUCAUAAAGGCUUGGGCCCUAUGACGGAAGCCUUUUGUUGAAAAUGUCACGCUGCAGCUAUAGUGCCAAAGUGAUCCCGAUUUUAAAAAUUAAGGGUAUAGAUUGCUAGAGAAAGUUGAUUUGUAGAGGGUUCACUCAUAUUCCCCUUCUUUUUGUUUUGUAAUUAAUUUUAAAGUAGAAUGAGCAUGUUCAACAAUAGCUUGCCCUGUAGGGUUAUAGGGGAUGUCAGUUCUAUGUCCAAUGCCCCACUGUUGAAGAAAUAAUUUAAUGCUUUGAGAUGUAUAGGCUGGCACAUUAUCUGUUUUAAUUUCUAGUGAUACACCCAUAUGUGCAAAACAGGACAGCCAGUGAUGCUUAACGUCUUUGGCUUUUUCUCAGGUAGCAACGGUUGCAUGCAGGAAAUUGGAAUGAGUAUCAGCAGUAACAUGUGCCCACUGAAAUCGACCAAAUGAUGGAAUAUAUGUUACAUCUAUCUGUUUGCCAUAAGGCAUUUGGGGUUAAACCCCGAGGAUUGACUCUUGCUGGUGUUGAAGUCCCUCUGGAAAGUUGGCAGUCUAGGCAAGCCUUAAUAAUAUCUUGAGCUUGCGAGAGGGUCAAAUGCAAGGUUUCCAUGAGUGCUCGAGCAUUCUGGUGACAAAAGUCAUGCGAACUCUUCACUUGCUGAAAUGCAUGAGUUGCUGCUACAAUGACAUCCACCUGCUGAUUUCCUCGUGUUAAAGUUCCGGGGAGCAUGGAAUGAGAUCAAAUGUGGGUUUUAAAAUUCCUAAAGUCAUGAAUCCUGUUUAUAGUCCUGGUUCUUCUGGGGUUCCCUAUGCAAAUGCCAAAGGAAUUGGUUAUCCAGAUGCAGAUCUCUUCGUUAGGCCAGCCAAAAUUAGAAGACUUAAAAGGACAGAACAAGGACUACAUGCAUGUGAGAACUGGAGUGAAGCACGCUGUUUGGGUCCACUGGAGGAAGACGCUGAGCCCAUCUUUGAAGCUGUGGUGAUGUCCUUCUGGAGCCAGUUAGAAGAUAUGAAUGAAGUAUUCGAAGACACCGUGGUUACUAUCUGCUCCCAUCAAGAAAUCGCUGGUUUCCCCAUGGGCUAUGCAGCAGCAGCUCCUGCCUACUCCCCCAACAUGUACCCUGGAGCGAAUCCUGCUUUCCAAACAGCAGGGCACAUUCUACACACAGCCCCUGUAUGCAGCUCCCCCUCAUGUCAUCCAUCACACCACGGUGGUGCAGCCCAACGGCAUGCCGGCGACAGUGUACCCAGCUCCCAUCCCUCCUCCGAGAGGCAACGGGGUCACCAUGGGCAUGGUGGCUGGGACUACUAUGGCCAUGUCAGCAGGUGCCCUGCUGACUGCCCACUCCCCAACUCCUGUCACCCCCCACCCAGUCACUGUGCCCGCGUAUCGGGGCCCGGGAACGCCCACUUACAGCUACGUGCCCCCGCAGUGGUGAUCGCCUGCAGACGUGCGAGGCUGGCGCUGUGCGGCUCAUCCGGAUAUUCACAGCUGGUGCUGCAGGCCCCGCCCCCAACCAGGACUUUCUCUCCUGCUCUCGACACUUAGCCGAGCACUGCUGUGGCCCAGCCUGUGGUCUCAGUUCCCAACUGACUGUGGAUUGGUCUUAAAGCAAAUCCUGCCUGGGGGCUCCUGGAAACUUUUUUAGCUAACUGUACUGAUACAAAGGAAGUAUUAAUGUAUUCUGAAAUCAUAUCUAGUUGAAUGCAUGUGUAAAAAAACAAACACAAAAACAAAGCUUGCUCAAACUAUCAGCAGUGACUGAUGCAAAACCAUCGUAUGCAAAAUCCAAAGGGAUGGAAAACAUUCACCACUUGUAUCACUGGUGCGCUGUUCAAUGUGUGCAGAGUCCCCGAGGUGUGAGUUUUAGAGUGGGCUCUUCAUAAGCAUCCGAGGUCUCCCGAUAGUUCUUCAACUUUCGGGGUGAUGUGGGUUGCCAGUUGGAAACACGAAAUUUGAGUUUUUAGCCACCUGUUCCUUUCACACUAACUGCACUGGGAGAGAGUUGCAGGGAUAGG